Molecule: messenger RNA, 1058 nt
Organism: Drosophila serrata
Lineage: Eukaryota; Metazoa; Arthropoda; Insecta; Diptera; Drosophilidae
Biological process (GO): chromatin remodeling
Cellular component (GO): Ino80 complex; nucleus
Source: RefSeq, a predicted model, not a curated record
ACUGCCACCUCUGCCUGGCAUGUAUACGAAGGAAAAAUAAACACAAAGUGUGGAUUUGAAUUAAAAUACAAUGCUGGAGGGCUGGUACUGUCGGUCCCUGGCCAACCAGGGGGAGGCCGCCAUCAAGGACGAGCCACAACAGCCGGAGAGCGAUGACGAACCACCACCGCCGGCGAGAGAUCGUGUGCAGGCAACAGCGCAUGGUACGGCGCUAGCGAGUUCAUCUUCUGCAUCCGCGGGAAUGGGAAUUGGCGGGGGCAUCGCCGUGGACUACAAGGAGCGCUACAAGAACCUGAAGAAGAAGCUCAAAUUCCUCAUCUACGAGAAUGAAUAUUUCCAGGAUCUGUUGCACACAAAUCAGCGGAGGCUUCUGAAAGUGUCCCGGGAUCGCACAUUCCUACUAGAUCGCCUGCUGAUGUACGAGAAACCCGCCAAGGACUCCAGUGACAGCGAUGCCACGGACAGCUCCGAUUCGGAGCCAGAGAACGCCGCAGCAUCCACUUCUGGGGUAACCGGAGGUUCCCAAACACCCAAAGAAACAAUACGCCGAAAGCACAAAGACAAGGGAGCACCUGGAGUACCAGGAAUGCCCCCGCACAUGCCCACAGUGGGGGCCACACGGGGUCGGAGGCGAAAAAUUUUAACCGGAAUGAUGCCAUCGAACCACGGAAUGCAGGCUGCUGCCGCGAAAAGGCAGCUCACGGCCACUGUUUCACCCUCGCAGCAGCUACAGCAACAACAAAUGCCCACUGCCUCCAAAGAGGCUUCACCUGGAUUAAGCACAGCCGAAAUUGCUCGCCAGCUGCAGGAGCGACGGCCCACGCCCAUUGAACUGAUGAGUCCUGAGUGUACCUCGGCCACUGUCCCCACCACGAUGCUCAGCGAUGAAAGUCCCUCCAAGUGCUAUCCCAAUGAGAGCCUGCAGCACCUGAUGGAGGACGAUGAGGUGGCCGCUGAGGAGUGCGUGCCCAUGGAGUACACCAGUUAACAAUGAAACUCGGCUAUAUCUUAUUUUGGCUUAUCUAUUAAAUUAACAAGAACGACAUUUUCACCGCGAA